Molecule: messenger RNA, 1595 nt
Organism: Austrofundulus limnaeus
Lineage: Eukaryota; Metazoa; Chordata; Actinopteri; Cyprinodontiformes; Rivulidae
Product: choline-phosphate cytidylyltransferase B
Exons: 8
Coding region: 403-1479 (358 amino acids)
Biological process (GO): CDP-choline pathway
Molecular function (GO): phosphatidylcholine binding; choline-phosphate cytidylyltransferase activity
Source: RefSeq, a predicted model, not a curated record
CGGUGAUAAUCACUAGUCCACCGUGCUGCCAAUGAACUGAGCAGAAAGAACAACUUGUAAGCAUCAGCCCAGUAAAACUAACUGAUAAGACAGAAGCAGUGGUAGACACUGUGCUGUGCUCUUCUUGGUGCUUUCUUAAUUGCCUCUGUUCUUUCUGAGUCACAAUCAGUAACCAGGAUGAGAGACAAUCCCUUCUCUGAGUGAAGGAAAGAUCCAUAUUGACUUCAGAAGUGUUGGACUUUUCUGAAUGACUUUACUAGAGUGGCGUGAACUUUGCUCACUAUGCUCUCUCGUCAUCAGGGUCAGGCAGGCUGACGAAACGAAAACUUAUAAAGGCACGCAGGCUCAGACACCAGCGUGUGGAGAGGCACAAACAGGCGCGCUCACAGCCGGACAUCCAGGAUGGCCAGAAGGAGACGAGGCCGUAGCAGCAAUGGCCAGCAACAACAGAACCCACAGAACCGGAGAGGAGGCCAUCGCAUGGCUCUGCGGGAGCCAGCCCCAUUUGCCAAACCAACAGGUUGUGAGGCAGUUGUCCCACACGACGUGGUGACCAUUUCUCAAGCACGAAAGGGAACGCCAGCUCACCGUCCAGUUCGAGUCUAUGCUGAUGGGAUCUUUGAUCUUUUCCACUCGGGACACGCUCGAGCUCUGAUGCAGGCCAAAAAUGUCUUCCCCAACACUCACCUGAUAGUAGGAGUGUGCAGUGAUGAACUCACCCACAAGUUUAAGGGCUACACGGUGAUGACGGAGGAUGAACGCUACGAAGCGUUGCGGCACUGUCGUUACGUCGACGAGGUGGUGCGAGACGCUCCCUGGUCACUUACCCCAGAGUUCCUCAAGAAACACAAGAUCGACUUUGUGGCRCAUGAUGACAUCCCGUACACAUCUGCUGGAUCAGAGGAUGUUUAUAAGCACAUCAAAGAAGCAGGGAUGUUUGUGGCCACUCAGAGGACAGAGGGUAUCUCCACAUCAGAUCUGAUUACACGAAUCGUUCGAGACUACGACAUCUAUGUCCGUCGCAACCUGCAGCGAGGGUACACGGCUCGAGAACUAAACGUUGGGUUCAUUAAUGAGAAUAAGUAUCGGCUCCAGAACCAGGUGGACAAGAUGAAAGAGACGGUUCGAACGGUGGAGGAGAAGUCGAAACACUUUGUCAACAGGGUGGAGGAGAAGAGCCAGGACCUGAUUCUUAAGUGGGAGGAGAAGUCACGGGAAUUCAUUGGCAGCUUCCUGGAGCUUUUUGGAAAAGACGGCGCAUGGCAUGCCAUUCAGGAGCGCAGUGGUCGGAUGCUCCAGGCCUUGUCACCCUACUCGUCGCCCCGUGGCUCCCCCAGCAGCAGUCCCACCAGGACACGUUCAGUUUCACCCAAGGAYCUCCUCCACGCUGCCUCUCCUCCGUCCUCUCCAUCCUCUCCAUCCUCAUCAUCUUCACGCAAAAAAAAGGCACGCGCCUCUCUCAAAGCAGCGAGUCAUUAGCCUGGAGCCUGAACUGUAUCGAAAAAGUGGCUAAUUGUUAGAAUUAACAUGUAUAAAUUGAGUUUUUUAAUUUAUUAUGGCUGUAUUAAAGUGUGAGCAAGCUAUACUGUAAAUAA